This is a messenger RNA of Octopus sinensis (East Asian common octopus), 1182 nucleotides long. Its product is annotated as omega-amidase NIT2. The record is from RefSeq and is a predicted model, not a curated record. Lineage: Eukaryota; Metazoa; Mollusca; Cephalopoda; Octopoda; Octopodidae. The transcript has 9 exons. Gene Ontology annotation, molecular function: omega-amidase activity. Bases 148 to 975 code for a protein of 275 amino acids. Gene Ontology annotation, biological process: oxaloacetate metabolic process; L-glutamine metabolic process. Gene Ontology annotation, cellular component: mitochondrion.
AAACGAAGAACGGCUAUUCCUUAUUGUUCGUUUUUUGUUUUCAUAAUCUCUCUGCAAUUCUGCUAUUCUAUUAUUCGUUCCAGUCUGUUUUGGUUUUUCUAUCUGCAAUUCCGGCCGGGUCGGCUUUUACGUUUUCCCGCGAGAAAUAUGUCCAAACUGCGACUUGCUCUCAUUCAACUGGCCGUUACCACUUCGAAAGAGGACAACCUGCGCAAUGCCUCCAUCAAAAUUGCCGAAGCAGCCAAAAGAGCUGACGUUGUUGCGCUACCCGAAUGCUUUAAUUCUCCAUAUGGCACUGGUUACUUCAAAGAAUAUUCCGAGGAAAUCCCCGGAGCUUCAACUGAAGUCUUAAGUAAAGCUGCAAAACAAAAUAAAGUUUACGUAAUUGGAGGUUCCCUUCCAGAAGCCAAGAAUGGAAAACUGUUUAAUACCUGCCCUGUUUUUAACCCGGAUGGGGAGAUGAUUGCUCAGCAUCAGAAGGUACAUUUAUUUGAUAUUAAUAUUCCUGGGAAAAUAUCCUUCCAAGAGUCCAAGAUUUUGAACGCCGGCAAUAAAUUGACUACAUUUAAUACACCAUUUGGUAAGAUUGGUAUUGGCAUAUGCUAUGAUAUCAGAUUUGCAGAAAUGGCACAGUUGUAUGCUAAGCGGGGCUGCAAGCUUCUUGUGUACCCAGGGGCUUUCAACAUGACCACCGGUCCGGCCCACUGGGAGUUGCUGCAGCGAAGUCGUGCUUUGGAUAACCAGUUGUAUGUAGCCACAGUCUCACCAGCACGUUCUGAAACAGCAUCGUACACUGCAUGGGGCCACAGCACCGUUGCUAGCCCUUGGGGUAAAGUGAUAUCAACCACCGAGCAUGAUGAAGAUAUUGUAUAUGCUGAACUUGAUAUGGACUACGUGGACGAAGUGCGUGACCAAAUACCGCUUCGGAAUCAGAAAAGGAAAGAUCUCUACGACGUCUCUGACCUUGCAGAAUAAUUGCAAUUUUGCUAAUUGGAACAACGAACAGUGCUGUGUGAUAUUAACUAUUCUCUAUCUUUUAGUCAAAUUACAAUUGUCAUUAUUAUUAUUAUUAUUAUUAUUGUGGGGAGUUGGCAGAAUGGUUAGCACAUUGGGAAAACUGCUUAGCGACAUUUUGUCCAUUUUUACGUUCAGAGUUCAAACUCCGCUGGGGUCAACUUUGCC